Pelmatolapia mariae (spotted tilapia) is the source of this 483-nucleotide messenger RNA. RefSeq names its product olfactory marker protein b (gene ompb). The coding region runs from base 1 to 483 and encodes 160 amino acids. NCBI's taxonomy places the organism in Eukaryota, Metazoa, Chordata, Actinopteri, Cichliformes, Cichlidae. The transcript has a single exon. The record is from RefSeq and is a predicted model, not a curated record. Gene Ontology annotation, biological process: sensory perception of smell; signal transduction.
AUGUCUAAAGAGGUGAAGCUGCCCUUCCGGCUGGACGUGGAGCUGACGGAGGUGAUGCGCCUGCGGGUUCAGUCCCUGCAGCAGCGCGGCCAAAAAAGGCAGGAGGGCGAGCGCCUGCUGCAGGGCAAUGAGGCCGUGUACCGGCUGGACUUCUCAAACCAGUCCCUCCAGUUCUCACACUGGAAGGUGUGGCUGGCCCAGCCGGGCCGCCUCACCAUCAUGGGUACCUCGCAGCUCUGGACGCCUGACCUCACCAACCUGAUGACCCGUCAGCUGCUCGAGCCGGCAGGUGUUUUCUGGAGAGCAGCGGGCGAUGGGGACGACGCGCCGGUCCAGUGCUACGAGGCUGACGCUGACGAGUUCGGUGAGAGGAUCGCAGAGCUGGCCAAGGUGAGGAAGGUGAUGUACUUCUUGUUUGCAUUUUCAGAAGGCUGCAGCCCGGAGACGGUCGACUGCUCCAUCACCUUCACGGUGGACAAAUAA